AUGUCGACCUCUCGCACUCCCUUUAUCUGCGCCUCCUGCGCCGCAAGGACCCUCCGCUCCACCACCUCAAAACACACCACCCGCGCCUUCACCACAACCACAAACCAGCAACUCCCAUCCCCAGAUCUUCCACGAUGGCAGCAAACACCACCUCGUAUGAAAGCGCCUUUCCGCCUUCGACCAAUGCCCAAACAACCCGAAUGGCGAGUGAACGACUCACAGGAAGCAGUAGAUGAAGUCUACGAUCGCUUUCUUGGACGAGUAGGAGAAGCGGCGAAGGAUCAGACAGGCUUACAUGGUACGAGGGGGAGGGAUCUGUUACCUGAGGAGGUGAAGUGGCUAGCCCUAACCCACAAAUCCCACGACCACGGCCGUCAAGGCUUCAACGACCGCCUUGCGAAUCUAGGAAAACGCCUCGUAGACCUCCAAACCAGCCUCGCGCUCCUGAACGCCUCCUCCGGCGUCUCAGCAUCAUACCCGCUCUCAGACCGCAACAUCUUCUCCCACCCAGCGCCGGACAACGUGGACAAUAUAAGCAAAUUCAGCAGAUCCCAGAUCCUUUCAGUUUCGAGAAUGGCGAAAUUAGCGCAGAAUUAUGGGAUAGACAGAGUUGUGCGGUGGAAGCCGAAGAAGAGCGAUAAUCUGAAGGGGUCGGGGGUGGAGACUGUAUUGGCGCAUACGGUGUAUAGUAUUGUUGGGGCUGUGGCGUUGCAGAGGGGUGGUGAGGUGGCGCAGAGGAUGAUUAGGGAGAGGAUAUUGGCGCCAUUAGGCCUUAGAUGA
Messenger RNA from Recurvomyces mirabilis, 780 nucleotides. RefSeq lists its product as uncharacterized. Gene Ontology annotation, molecular function: structural constituent of ribosome; ribonuclease III activity. Gene Ontology annotation, cellular component: mitochondrial large ribosomal subunit. Bases 1 to 780 code for a protein of 259 amino acids. The record is from RefSeq and is a predicted model, not a curated record. Gene Ontology annotation, biological process: RNA processing; mitochondrial translation. Lineage: Eukaryota; Fungi; Ascomycota; Dothideomycetes; Mycosphaerellales; Teratosphaeriaceae. The transcript is spliced from 2 exons.